Molecule: messenger RNA, 1687 nt
Organism: Neurospora hispaniola
Lineage: Eukaryota; Fungi; Ascomycota; Sordariomycetes; Sordariales; Sordariaceae
Product: glycosyl hydrolase family 61-domain-containing protein
Exons: 3
Coding region: 326-1279 (317 amino acids)
Biological process (GO): carbohydrate metabolic process
Cellular component (GO): extracellular region
Molecular function (GO): cellulose binding
Source: RefSeq, a predicted model, not a curated record
CGCCCCAUGCAACGUUGGUGCCAAAUUCUGGGAUGGUGUCGCCGUCGAGGUGGGGGCUUCCCAUCCUCCAAUAUCACAGAUUAUCAGGUUUGGGAUCGAUGUGUUCAAGUUCGGAUGGUGGGUAGAUGGUGUGUUCAAGGACGGAUCAUGGUCUUUGGGUCAAGUGGUAUAUAUCUAUCCGGGACGCACUCUGCCAGCUCUUGUUCCCUUUACCUCUCCUCCCCUCAAGCCUUCAGCCCCAAGACACCAGACUUCGGAUCUUCCUGCUAGUACGGUCAAAUCGCAGCUUCAACUACCCGACAUCACUUUACACCAAUAGCCCAUCAUGAAGCUUUCAGUCGCUGCCGCCCUUUCUCUCGCCGCCAGCGAGGCCUCGGCCCACUACAUCUUCCAGCAAGUCGGCGCCGGGACCUCGGUCAACCCGGUUUGGAAGUACAUCCGCAAGCACACCAACUACAACUCGCCCGUGACCGACUUGACUUCCAAAGACCUUGUGUGCAACGUCGGCGCCAGCGCUGACGGUGUCGAAACCCUCUCCGUUGCUGCCGGCUCCCAGGUCACCUUCAAGACCGACACGGCCGUCUACCACCAGGGUCCCACUUCCGUCUACCUCUCCAAGGCCGACGGUUCCCUUUCCAGCUACGAUGGCUCGGGCGGUUGGUUCAAGAUCAAGGACUGGGGCGCUACCUUCCCCGGUGGUGAAUGGACUUUGUCCGAUACUUACACUUUCACGAUCCCUUCGUGCAUCCCCUCGGGCGAUUACCUUUUGCGUAUUCAGCAGAUUGGUAUCCACAACCCCUGGCCCGCAGGUGUUCCCCAGUUCUACCUCUCCUGCGCUCACAUCUCCGUGACGGGCGGUGGUAGCGCCUCCCCCGCCACUGUCUCCAUCCCUGGAGCCUUCAAGGAGACCGAUCCUGGCUACACCGUCAACAUCUACUCCAACUUCAACAACUACACCGUCCCUGGCCCCGAGGUAUUCACCUGCAGUGGUUCCGGCUCCGGCUCCGGCUCCGGCUCUACCCCCUCAUCCCAGCCGACCACUUCUAUCCUCCCGACUUCGACCGUUGUCGCGACCACCCUCAAGACUUCGACUGUCGUCGCCACGACCAAGAGCAGCAGCACUUCGUCAGCCUCUUCAGGCAGCCAGCCCACCACCCCUUCGGGCUGCACGGUGGCCAAGUACGGACAGUGCGGUGGCAUUGGAUACAGCGGGUGCACGAGCUGCGCUAGCGGGUCGACUUGCAAGGUUGGCAACGACUAUUACUCGCAGUGUUUGUAAGUGGGAUCUAGAGUGAGGAGCAAAAAUUGAGAAGAGGGUCAUGAUCAGGGACUUGGCCUGGAAGAGGGGAUGGAAUGGAGGAAAGGGAAAUUAAUCUUCUUGUGAAUAACUUCAACUGGGGCAGUCGCGCUUUCGGUCGGUGAUAGCACACUAGGCUGGGAGCGAAAGGCCCAUGAUAUCUGUAUAUAGUUCUACUUCUUCACUGGGCCGUUGGUGGAAGUGCUGGUGCAAGCAUUUAGGCCACGGUCUUGCAUAUGUUUGGAAUAGAGUGGUCGUUUGAUAUAGCAUCAUACCAAGUAGCGAUUCAAGAUCGUAUUUGCAUCCGGGUUUAUGUCAAGGUACCCACGGGCGAGUGAAGACAAGGUGUUUGUGAUGUGACUUGCUGGCGUUUUCCUAGGAUAUUCGGGG